This is a messenger RNA of Boleophthalmus pectinirostris (great blue-spotted mudskipper), 2105 nucleotides long. Its product is annotated as caspase activity and apoptosis inhibitor 1. Lineage: Eukaryota; Metazoa; Chordata; Actinopteri; Gobiiformes; Gobiidae. Bases 74 to 1012 code for a protein of 312 amino acids. The record is from RefSeq and is a predicted model, not a curated record. The transcript has 6 exons.
UACCCUGCGCGACGUAAAGACGAAUGAAGCGACAUCGUUCAUUUCUUUCUUUUCUGUCAAAACAGUCCGUAAAAUGUUGAAAAAGAAAACGAGUAGCGCCGAAAAGAAAAGGAAACACGCUCCAGCUGAGGACAGAUUUGACAGCAGGAAGCGACGAAGCACCGAUUCCACUGCGGAGCUGGAGUCCAAAGAUGACCUGGCCGAUGCAGAGCUCGAUCGAAUUGGCAGUGACAUAGAAGAAGGAGGACUGGACCUCACCGUACAGUUCCAGCCAAUCACAGCGUUUGUCUCACAGAAAGAAGAAAUGCUGCAGCAGUGUUUCCGUGUCCUUGGAGAGAAGAAGCUACGCAAGAUGCUGCCAGAUGAAUUUAAGGAUUGUAGUUUAGAUGAAAUUAAAAAGUUGUGUUUGGAACAACUGGAACCAAUCUCUGAGAAAAAUCUCCUCCAGAUUCUAACAGGUGAAGAGUUAACGUCCUCCAAUGAAACCUUAGAGGAGUCAGUGGAGAGCCAGCAAGACAACAACGUGGAUUCAACAUCUUGCCUCAAGGACUCAACCAAAAAUGAGGAAAUUAAAGAAGUUGGAGGUUCAAGUGAAGAGAGCGACGUCUUGAGCAUAAACGCAGACGCAGACGACAGUGACAUCGAGGCGCCUAAAGAGGAACAAACUGAAAAAACUACAGAUGAUUUACACAAAAACAAGAGUGAAGACCCCGCAGUUAAACCUGAACCAGUCUCAGAGCUGCCUCUCGUGGCCCAACCAAACAAACCCAAGAAAGACAUUCAAAGUGACAUUGACAAGAGUGUAAGUGAGAUACUGUCGUUCUCAGCUGCAGCACCUGUAGAACCAAGCGUGAAUCAACUCCAAGCUACAGGGGCAGUCCCGAGUAUGCCCCCUUCUGUGUCUGGAGUGGUAUGUCAACCUUCAGUCCAACAACUGGAACUGUUAGAGCUGGAGAUGAGAGCCCGAGCUAUAAAAGCACUAAUGAAAGCGAGCAAAAAGACUACAAACUAAUUUAAGUUUUUCAGUAUCAGAUUGUUAAAUUCCUGUUAAAAUGUUCUUGAAGAAUGUCUUCUACUAUUUCAUUAAUGCCUCAUGUAUUGUAAAUGGUAAGAUUUAUGUAGAAUAUCUUUUUUUUUUUUUUUUUUUUCUUGAAGAAAUAUUAAGACUUUUUGCGUGGUACUGGGUAAUAUGUUGACAUCUAUUACUCUUUCAAUCUGUGAGAGUUACAGUUGAUAAAAACUAAACAUCAUACGGUGUUUCUGUAGUUAUAUCUAUAAGUGUAGAUUUCCAGAGUCUUUCCCUCCAUAUUCCACUGCAUUCAACUACAAAUUUUUGACAAUUUAACGUGGUCAUCCUAAGUGCAAAUAGUGCUGCAGCAAUUUCAGAAUGCAUUCUUCAUUUCGGGCACUAGAUGGCAGUGUUACUCCACAGUUAGUAGUGAGAAUUUGGUGCAGAAAAAAGUGAUUAUCUUCUUUCAUAACAGUUUGGUCAUGAUGUGAUUUGGAAAUGUAAUUACUGACAGGCAAGAUAUUGGGAGCAGAGGAUAACAAAAAUAUACUGAUGAUUCAAAUGUAACCAGAAUCCACAAUGCCCUAUUGCACUGAAAAAAAAAAGUUACUUUGAUAACACCGAACGUGAAACGCUUCUGUAAAUUUGAAUUUCAAAUGACGUGCAUGGCUGAAAAGUGGAUGGCAGUGUUUAAAUAUGCAUUUCAAUUUAACACAAUAUUAUCUGACUGCAUAACAUGUUUUGAUAAGAAGAUAAGAAACAAUAUUUGCUAUAAUGCAUUUCCAAAACACAAGCAACAAGCAAUCUAUAUAAUUAUAUAACUUGUUGACCUUGAAGAACCUCAAAUAACUAUUGCAUUCUUAUAUAUUUAGUAAAUAACUUGAAUCUAAAGUGGAUUGUGUUGGUGCCAGCAAUUGUGCUAUUAUUCAUGUUUCUAACUCCCACCUGUUUACGCUCUCAGCUUUCACUUUUGAAGACUUUUUUUUUUUUUUUUAACAUUAUUUAUUUCUAUGGCAACGGCUCUCAUUCUGUAACCCAUGGAUACCCCAAUCUCCAGUAUCAUCUCUGACGCCAUUAUAAAACUGCAUUUCCUGGU